This is a messenger RNA of Boleophthalmus pectinirostris (great blue-spotted mudskipper), 1801 nucleotides long. RefSeq names its product WAP, Kazal, immunoglobulin, Kunitz and NTR domain-containing protein. NCBI's taxonomy places the organism in Eukaryota, Metazoa, Chordata, Actinopteri, Gobiiformes, Gobiidae. The annotation marks the transcript as partial. Gene Ontology annotation, cellular component: extracellular region. The transcript is spliced from 4 exons. The record is from RefSeq and is a predicted model, not a curated record. Gene Ontology annotation, molecular function: protein binding; peptidase inhibitor activity.
GCUGGUUUGCAGUUAACGCAAGUGGGGGUUGAAUUGAUUAGUUUCUCGGUAUUGGCCACUUUUGGAAACCCGGGCGCUGCAGCAACACAUGAAUGCCACACGGUCAAAAGUCACUUAAAGGUUGUGGGGUCACCUCCAAUGAAAAGAUGAGGGAGCCGAUUCUCAUCGCCUCAGAGCGGCGUCGGGACAAUGAAGAGUUGCACACUAUUGAAAAUGUGGUACUUUAUGUGUUCCCACCUGACCGUGGCAUCUCUGAGCUACGUGUGAAUGAGGGACGGUGGUAAAGAAAGCGACGUCUAGACAAGAAGGGCGUAAACAACAUUUUGUAAGACAUGCUACGGCACGCCCCAUGUUUGACUUUUUAUGUUUUUACGCUCUUAGAGACUGGACAGUUUCGCGUACUUGAAGAAAUCUAGAAAUUCUGUAUCAUUAGGAGAGAAGGGCCCCCCAAAAUAGUGUCCUAUUCUUGAGAGAAAGAAAAGUACUUCAAGACCCCUUUAAACUGUAUCUCUGUAUAGUCUGGGUAUCAGUGUAUCUCACCGGAAUGCUGGACUCGUGAUGAGCGCAGUUGGCGCACGACUUCUUUUGAUGUUUUUACUAUGUUUGUCCAGUUGCUUAGAGCACGGUGCCGCUUCAUAAAAGUUUCAGACUCUGGACGAUCAUGGGGGUGGUCAGGGGGCUGCCCUUUUUGCUUUCAUUCAAGCUCUGAAAGGCUGGUGUUGCGACCCUCACUCUCAUUGUGGAGUUUCACUCCUGUGUGCUGCUGACCGGAGCUAGAAACCCGUUUUGGAGAAGACACAAUAGCCUAAUUAUGAAACUCAUAUGCGUUUUUAUAAAGAAUUCUGUUUCCGAACGAACAACGCAAGACCUUGUCUGGAAUUGAGUUAUGGAUUUCAUAAGACGGCGUUUUUUUCAAGAAAGCAACGAUGAAAAAAACUAACAAACAAACGAAAACGGAAAAACAUCAAGAGGCCUUUCAACAUGGAGUGGAGAGAUGACAGAUUACAAAAUUGCCCACGAAGGACUUUGUCCAAACAAACUGAAUUCCAAUCUGUGGGUUGAUGCGCAAAGCACCUGCGAAAGGGAAUGCAACGUGGACGAGGACUGUGCCGACUUUGAAAAAUGUUGCACCAACGUGUGUGGUCUAAACAGCUGUGUGGCCGCACGGUUUUCUGACGGAACCCCAGCUCAACCUGGAGGGCAGAGUGCAGGAAAUACAAGUGAAAGUAACUCCACUGCAACCUGUGAUGGCUUCAUCUGCAGCCAGCAGGGCGCCACCUGUGAUAUCUGGGAAGGUCAACCCAUCUGCAAGUGUCGGGACCGCUGUGAAAAGGAGCCCAACUUUACUUGUGCCUCUGAUGGUCUCACUUAUUUCAACCGCUGCUACAUGGAUGCAGAGGCUUGCAUACGCGGAGUCACACUGACAGUGGUUGCCUGUCGUUUUUAUCUCGCUGGACCUCAUACCAGUCCAUUACCCCAGGACACAACAGCGCAUCCUACCCCGGCCUCAUCCCAAGAGAACCCCAUGCCCCCCACACUCUACUCCAAUCCUCACCAUCAGUCCAUUUAUGUGGGAGGCACAGUCAACUUCCACUGUGAUGUUGUAGGCAUCCCCAGGCCUGAUGUGACAUGGGAGAAGCAGAGUGAGCGGAGAGAGCGACUGGUCAUGAGGCCAGACCAAAUGUAUGGGAAUGUGGUCAUCACGAACAUUGGACAGCUUGUUGUUUACAAUGCUCAGGUUUGGGAUACAGGUAUUUACACCUGUAUUGCAAGGAAUUCUGCAGGAGUGCUUCAUGCAGAC